Messenger RNA from Paramecium sonneborni, 258 nucleotides. The record is from the annotation of a GenBank genome assembly. NCBI's taxonomy places the organism in Eukaryota, Ciliophora, Oligohymenophorea, Peniculida, Parameciidae.
GAAGGGUUCAAAUAUAAUUCGCAAGUCUCUUACAAAGGAGAAUAUAAAAAUGGUAGAAAGAUUGGUCGAUGGGAUUUAAUAUUUGAUGGAAAAUAGAUGUAAUAUUAUUUUAAUAAAAUUCUAGAGGUGGUGGAUUAUAUAAAGAAUUGGAAGGAGAUUCAAUUAAAAUAGGAAAAUGGAUUGAGAUAAAUAAUUAGUUUUGGCUGAAUUUUUAAGUUAUUUAUACUGGAGAAUAUAAUACAAUAGGUAACAAAGUAG